CCACCUACCCCCACCCACACCCGCACCUCCUCUGCCCUAACCAUGGCCGCCGCUUCUUCGCUCCGGAACGUCGUCAAGCGCAUCGGCAUGGCGCGGGGCGCGCGCCGGGUGUCCACGACCGGGACCGGCACCGGGGCAGGGAACACCAGCGGAGGCAGCGGGCCAGCGACAGGAGGAGCGGCCAACUCCGGCGGGGCCAGGGGCGUCAGCGGAGGAGGAGGCGGGCCGGCGACUGGCGGAGGCGGUGGCGCGGACACAGGCGCGUCCAACUGUGGUUCGGGGGGGAGCGUGAGCCGAGGCGCGGCGGGGACCGGCGGGGGCGUUUCCGGUUCGGGAGGAGUUGGGGCGAGCGGAGGCGUCGUGGCCAACUCCGGCGGCGGCGCAGGGGCGACCGGCGGCGCUGACGGGCUCGCGGAGCUCCGCAAGGAGAUGUUCGAGCUGACAGGCGGGCUUUGGGACAGAUACAACCAACGUGCGGAGAUCGAUCGGCAGCUGUUUGAGAAGAUCAGGCAGCUCCAGAUGGACUCAGGGACGAGCCACGCCGAUUCAAAGGGUGACCUUCUGGCCAGCACCUACAACAUGGCGGCCUCCGCAGGACUGUUUCUGUUUGGGUUCGUGGUCGGCGUGUUUCCUGGCGUGUUUCCUGGCAUGAUGACCUCGAUCGUUGAGGACACAGACAAGGAAGCUCAGAGGAUCCUCACUCCUGCAGGAGGCUCCCCGGCGGCGGCGGCACCCGGCGGCGACAAGAACUAGUUCGGCCUCCCUCCCCAAGCAGCAGUAGCACCGUACCACCAUUGCCUUCAGAACUGGUGUCUUGCUUGGUGUUUCGUCUUGUUUGAUGCACUUGCUAUUCGUGGCAGGAAUGCCCCCCAGACUUGCUAAAUUCGAGGCUUUUAUGCCCCCAAUCAAUCAUUCGUGGCAGAAAUGCCCCCGGCAUGGAAACUAGUACUACUACUGUUAAAUUCGAGGCUUUAAUGCCCCGCAGUCCAGUGAGACUUGUUUUGA
Molecule: messenger RNA, 1005 nt
Organism: Triticum dicoccoides
Lineage: Eukaryota; Viridiplantae; Streptophyta; Magnoliopsida; Poales; Poaceae
Exons: 8
Coding region: 43-753 (236 amino acids)
Source: RefSeq, a predicted model, not a curated record